GUGCAUAUCGGUUUAGUAAUUUGCAUUUAUCUUAGGCUUAAUCUUCAGCCAUCUUCCCUUUCUCCCUCUUCCUAUAACAGAAAGAUCAGUAUAGCUAGGUGGCUGGAAGAGGGUGGAGGGGAGGGAGAGAGGCUGUUCUUACAGCAGGUGUCUGACUGCCACUCCAGAAAACCACUGAACCUGCCAACCUAAUCCUCGAACAGCGGACUAUAUGGGGUUGACACAAAUCACACCCCAAAAGGAGUCUCCCAACAGUCAAUGCCAGCAUAUACCAGCGACCAGGAGUCCUCUGUGGCAGCUGUCGUGAAGGUCUCAGUAUGAUCCUCGGAGCCUCAGAGUGUAAGACCUGCUCCAACAUCUACCUCGUGUCCAUC
Molecule: messenger RNA, 374 nt
Organism: Geodia barretti
Lineage: Eukaryota; Metazoa; Porifera; Demospongiae; Tetractinellida; Geodiidae
Source: the annotation of a GenBank genome assembly